Messenger RNA from Harpegnathos saltator (Jerdon's jumping ant), 1104 nucleotides. RefSeq names its product calcineurin like EF-hand protein 1 elm (gene elm). The record is from RefSeq and is a predicted model, not a curated record. Lineage: Eukaryota; Metazoa; Arthropoda; Insecta; Hymenoptera; Formicidae. Gene Ontology annotation, molecular function: calcium ion binding. The transcript has 4 exons. Bases 255 to 824 code for a protein of 189 amino acids.
CCGCAAUCCUUGAUCUUCAAUCCGUAGUGUGACACGGGCUUUACGCUUUUCCGAACGCCGCAACUUUCGAUGAAUUACCAAUUACCAAGUGUUUUCAAUUGAUCCAACGUCUAAAGUCUCUCACAGAUGACGAGUCAUAUGACUUAGCGACGUGUGUCACACCACACCUAAGUCUUCGCUUGUUCGUUCGAACGACUAUGCGAACGUCUCGAUAUUCCACAUCAAUACAAGCCUGAAACUCGAUUAUCUCCAAGAUGGGUAACAGAUCGAGCCUUCUUUUGCGCGAAGAAGAGAUAGCGCAAAUUCAAGAUGCUACCGGUUUUACACCGAAUCAAAUAGAACGACUGUAUAGUCGUUUCACCAGCUUGGACCGGGGAGACUGUGGAACACUUAGUCGAGAAGAUUUUCUCAGAAUUCCAGAAUUGGCGAUAAAUCCGCUUGGUGAGAGAAUAGUGAAUGCUUUCUUUGAGGAAAGUGGGAAUGAUCGAGUCAAUUUCUUGCAGUUUAUGCAGGUUUUGGCUCAUUUCAGACCCAUCAAAAAGAAUAGUCCCAAUCGAUUAAACUCUAGACAACAGAAAUUGAAAUUUGCAUUUAAAAUGUAUGACUUGGAUAAUGAUGACCUAAUAUCAAAAGAUGAAUUGCUUGCUAUAUUACACAUGAUGGUUGGUGCUAACAUUAGUGAAGAACAGUUAACUAGUAUAGCUGAACGGACUAUAGUUGAGGCUGAUGAAAAUGGUGAUGGCAUGAUAUCAUUUGAGGAAUUUUGUAAAGCUCUAGAACGCACUGAUGUAGAGCAAAAGAUGUCCAUAAGGUUUCUUAGUUAAAUUAUAUAUAUAUAUAUAAUUAUUGCUUUAUGUAGUGUAUAACAAUUUAAAUAAGCAACAAUUUAAAUAACAAACUUCUGUAAAUUCUUAUCCCAACAGGGUUUUGCAAUAUAUAUUUAUGUAAAUAAUCCUUAUAUACUGAAAGAUUUGUGUGAAUAAGAUUGUAAAAGAUAGAACACAAGGUGUAUGAUACAAUAUUCACAAUUAUAGAAUGUACAUAUAUAAUUAUAUUUGGGAUAUUAGUAAAUGAAAAUAUAUCUAAUUCUCUUUAACCAAGAAA